CUGGCGACCAAGUUGGAUGCUUUGUUCGUAGAUGGCGCCACCGACAUAAUCUCAUUCUGGGAAGAUCUGACGAGUCCAAUGGGCGGCCGGCCGAAGGUGUCCGAAAUCGACGCGAGGCAAGGCACGGCAAAGGAUCGGGCACGGAGACGCGAGCGAGGGACGUGGAAUGAUUUUCGGGAUCGAUCGACCGAGUUUUCCAUGGUUUUACGCGUCCCGCCGGUCGGUGAGUCGCGUACAUCGGUGAGCCGUUUUCCGGUGGAACGUUUCAGGGUGUUCCGGUGACCGGGUGCCGCGUGCUUUCCCGAUUAUACCCGUGAAACGCGGGGCGGCUGACACAUCGGGCCGACAGCCAGCCAGGCGGUAGCCAGAGAGAGGGUCGGUCAGCCGAGCCGACUUGCAGGCGUAUCGACAGUGUGCGCUCGAGCACACCGACGAAAUACCACAUAACGACAUCACGUACGGGUUACCGUUCAUUCAAGAAUGUUUUAAUUACGAGACUCGGCCAUACCAUCCAACGACCGAGUGCAACACCAUCGGAGGAUACCCAGGACAAAAUUCUAAUUGCUCGACACAAGCCGAGACAUGCUCAAAUUCAUCAGAGGCAAGGGCCAACAACCCACUGCCGAACGUCAGAAACUGCAGAAGGACCUUUUUGCCUUCCGCAAGACCGUUCAACAUGGAUUCCCUAACAAGCCGACUGCUUUGGCCUGGGACUCGAGUCUGCGAUUGAUGAUCAUCGGUACGGCUUCUGGGGCGAUCAAAGUAUUUGGCAGGCCAGGAGUCGAGUUCUACGGUCAACAUGCCACGGAGAGCGGAGAGAACGCGGUCACGAAAAUCGUCGCCCUGCCGAACGAGGGCCGCGUGGUUUCGCUUUGCGACGACAACUCUCUGCACCUCUGGGAGAUCAACGAGAGCUCGGUGGUCGAGACCAAGUCCUUGUCGUUGGAAGGGAAGCUGAAGAAGAUCUCGGCGAUGUGCUUGGAGUCCACCGGGGAGCACCUGCUUCUGGGCACCGAGGGCGGGAACAUUUAUCUCCUCGACCUGAAGACCUUCGCCAUGUCGGACAACAUCAUCUACCAAGACGUGGUCAUGCAGAACGUCCCCGACGACUACAAGAAGAACCCCGGAGCCGUGGAGGCGAUAGCCGAGCAACCCGGCCACCCGGAUAACAUUCUGAUCGGCUACAACCGCGGGUUGAUGGUACUUUGGAACAAGGCUACCCCCGGUGCUCAACAGCUGAUGGGUUUGUUUUCGCGUACGCAGAGAUUCGUCUAUCCCCAACAAUUGGAAUCGGUGCACUGGGUCUCGGACACCCGGUUCGUGUCCUCGCAUAACGACGGCUCCUACGCUUUUUGGAGCCCGGGAAGCGACGCCCAGCCAGUGCCGACCACCCCGAACGGUCCGUAUCCGUGCAAAGCGGUCACCAAGAUCCUCGUCCAUCCCUUCGGAGAUGACGACGAGGAGAUCGUCCUCUUCGCCGGGGGCAUGCCGCGGGCCAGCUACGGCGACCGCCACACGAUCACGGCCAUGAGUCCGAACAAGAAUGUGGUUUUCGACUUUACGUCGAAAGUCAUCGACUUUUUCACGAUAAUGCCGAAGCAAGAGGAGGGCAAGGAGGCGUCGAAUAUCCCGGAGGCUCUGGUCGUUCUGGCCGAGGAGGAGCUCGUCGCGAUCGACCUGACCAAUACGGACUGGAAGAUGAUGGCGCUGCCCUAUCUGGUCUCCCUGCACGCCAGCGCGGUCACCUGUUCCCAACACGUGCCCAACGUCCCGGAGGAGCUGUGGGAGACGAUCGUCUCCGCCGGGAAGGCUCAAACCGAGCACCUGUAUUCGGACAAGGCCUGGCCCAUCGACGGCGGGAUGAUCCUCUGCCACAAGCCGGCCAAUCCCGAUAAACUGCCCCGGGAGCUGCUGUUGACCGGCCACGAGGACGGUACCGUGCGAUUCUGGAACGCCUCGGACGUCGCCCUCACGCCCCUCUACAAGUACAACUCCUCCGUCCUGUUCACCGGAGAGCAUCUGGACGUUCUGGAGCAGCCUCCCGAGGACGAGGAGGACGAGUGGCCGCCGUUCAGGAAAGUCGGGACCUUCGACCCGUACUCGGACGACCCCCGACUGGCCGUGAAGAAGGUCCUACUGUGUCCGAUCUCGGCGACCCUGGUCAUCGCCGGGACCGCCGGGCACGUCAUAACGGCGACCGUCUCCUCCGAGCCCGUCAACAAGGAGAUCAAGGCCGUGUCCAUGAACAUCGUCAACGACCGCGACGGUUUCGUCUGGAAGGGGCACGACCAGCUACCCGCCAGGACUACCAGUAUCUCCUUCGCCGUCGGCUUUCAGCCCUCCAGCUUGCUUCAGCUACAUCCCCCGGCCGCCAUCACGGCCUUGGCCAUUCACAGCGAGUGGGGACUCUUGGCUGCCGGCACAGCGCACGGGCUGGCUGUCUUCGACUUCACCAGGGUGAAACCCGUCAGCGUCAAGUGCACGCUCAAUCCCAACGAUCUGUCCGGCGCCGGCGAUACUCCGAUAUCCCGGAGGAAAUCGUUUAAGAAGUCCCUUAGGGAGUCCUUCCGCCGAUUGAGGAAAGGCCGCUCGCAGCGACGAACGAAUGCCAGCAGUCCCACGAGAAAUCCCGUGCCCGAGAAAAAGAAGGAAACGCCGAGCGUGGCGUCUUCUCCGAGCGUCGACCUUUCCCCCGUCGAAUUGAAGCCCGUGGAGAGACAGGUAGAAGCGAGGCCGGUGGACGACGCCCUGGGCUCGAUGGUCCGGUGUUUAUACUUUGCGAGGAGCUACAUAAUCAGCAUGCAAAAUACGACGCCGACGCUUUGGGCGGGCACGAACAACGGGACGGUCUACGUUUUCACCCUGGCCAUCCCCGAGGGAGUGAGGCGCACCGAGAAGGACGUGAAUUGUACUCUGGGGAAGGAGAUCCAGCUGAAGCAUCGCGCCCCGGUCAUCGCGAUAACCAUUCUGGACGGGUCCAGUAUUCCCCUGCCGGAGCCUUUCGAGGCCGAAAAGGGCGUCUGUCCAGGCCCGGACAUGGCCUCGCCGCACAGAGUGGCCAUCGCCAGCGAGGAGCAGUUCAAGAUAUUCAACCUUCCUUCGUUGAAGCCCUUCUGCAAGUACAAGCUUACCGCCCACGAGGGCUCCAGGGUCAGGAAGACCGGCUUCGCAAAAUUCACCUGCAGGGUCGAGCCAGCAGGAACGCACGAGGAGACCUGCCUUCUGUGUUUGACCAAUCUAGGGGACUGCCUCAUCCUGAGCGUUCCAGAGCUCAGAAGGCAACUCAACGCCGCUGCUAUUAAAAGAGAGGACAUCAACGGCAUCUCGUCAUUGACCUUCACGAGAUCGGGCGAAGCACUGUACUUGCACUCCAGCUCGGAACUCCAGCGGAUCUCUCUCUCGGCGACCAAGGUGACGAAGGCACACUGCGCCCUGAAUUUGCCUCCGAACGCCAGAACUGCCGUAGAAGUUGCCGCGGAACCCGCCUCCGAGGAGGCGCAACAGGAGGUCACCGUGGAAGGAAGAGCCGACGCCGACGGCGAGACGCAGGGAAGUCAACCGGUACCGGCGCCUAGAACGAUUACCGAAAAUGGCCUGGUGGGCUCGACUGGUGGCGAAGAGUCCCCGAAAGAGCCUUCCCUGAGGCCUGCGACGAGUACCUCGGAGGUGAACGGAGACGACGAUCGCCAAGAUCUGAGCUCUAUCGGCGACAUCACUAUCGACAGCGUCAAGGAUCAUCUACUGAACAGUUCGCUUUUUAGAACCGCGACUUCCUCCGAGGAACUGCACGGUCGCCUAGCGGGUCUGAAAAUGGAGGUGACCUCCCGCACCUCGGAGAUCUCGACGCAGAAUCAGUCCCUGGUCGUGAAGACCACGACCAUAAUCUCGCAGACACCCGGCAACGGAGCCACGACCAACGGCGAGGUGGAGAACGCCGUGACGAGCGAAGAGCAGCAAGUCAACAGCACAACGGUAGAGAGAGAGAUUCGCAGCGGCACCGAGACCACCACGACACACGCGACCAUCACGUUGCCCCCGAAUGUCGAGAUUAGUGCGGCUGACCUGGCGAAUCUGGAGGUGACCACGACCAUGGUGACCACCGAGAAGUCGAAGGCGCCGCUGGCCAGGCCCGAAGAAGUCGGAUCUUAGGGCUCCGAACGGGAGCACCAGGAGUCCUCGGAGACCCCUAGACCCAAGGGCCCGAUCGGAGGGCGAAGAACGUACACCCGGCCCUACUUAACAGCGACAUCGGGAAGCGUGUACACAGCGGCGGUAGUUAGAAUUUCUAUAUCCGUAGAUUUUUUAAAGUCUAGAUUUCUACGCGACCCUAGGCAUUAAGGACGACAUUGGCACGGUCUUCCGAGCUCUCGGGAACACCGCGGAUUACCGUGUGGCGAUUAGAUUUUAAUAACGGAGGUGGAACGAUGGGAGGUUCCCGAAGUAUAGGGAAGACCUGGAACGCCGUACCCGUGGAAUGGAUGCAUUUCUGGUUUUUCCUGUUUUACUCUUGUUUUUAUUUUUAUUUUUUUUCCCCCUUUUCUUUAUCCUCCCGACAGUAUUGCAAACGCGAAUGCAGCUCUAAAGAUUCGUCGAGGGACGAUUCGUUUUUUACUCGUUACGAGCGCGUUAAUUACCGCGUGAUCAUUCGAGGGGUGGUGUACCGAUGUUACAGGAGAGUACCGACGAAUCGUGUCGAGUUCUCGUCCCGCUCGACGGUGGGUUUUAACGAAUUUUUUUUUUCUAUAACGCUUAGGUACGUAAUUCAGGGUCUCGUUGCGAGGUUUUCGGUAUCCUUUCGCGUACGAGUAAAUGACAAAUCGUCAGCGUACGACGUAUUUCUACGGAUUAAAUUUGAACGGCGUCGAUUAGCUCUCGUCCGAUCAUCCAGUAUUUCGCACGUUACGAGUCGAACGCUAGGAAAAGAGUGGAAGAGAGAAGGAAAGUCUCUACUUAAGCGAACGAGCUCCGAUGCGAGUCUCGAGAGCGCAUCGGAUUCAUUUUCUCGAUCGUAACUAUUAUUUCUUUCCUCUUUUCUUGCGCCUUCGUUUACGAUUGCGGUUGAGCUUAAGUUGUACGUAUACGUGUCUAGUAUUCGUUAACGUUGUUACUACGCUAAGCCUACGGUCGCUUAGGUACAUUCUACUCGUUUAGGUAAUCUUGGUGGAGGACAAUUUGCGGUAUAUAUGAUUUCUACUCUUGAGUUUUCUCGGAGCGUCGACGCGGGCAUUUCUCGUCCGCAUAUCGAGUACCCAAUUUUGGGUCUACGUUCGGCAGCGCUUCGGACACCUAUUGCACCUCUGAUCUCAGUAGAACUCCUUUUCGAGCCGAUAUGACUCGACGCAGGGCCUGAAACACCUUUUCGAAUUAGCGGAUCGUCGUAGUUGCGGAGAAGGAAGCUUCGGAGAGCUUUUGCACGCGAGCUCGUACGGAACGCGCCUUCUCCGAGCACGGAUCACCGAUACUCACGAGUUACGACCGAAUGGACUUUAUGCAUUUUCUACCCGUCGUCUUAGUAUGUACGAAUGAUUAUCGACUACGAUUAUACAAUAUACCUGUUAAUAAGAUUAACGUUUGGGGCCUUUGUAGAUAGAUUUUAUUCCGCAGAACGUUCAUAAUUAUUAUGAAUUUUUACCAGAGUGGCUGACCGACUCGUAUGGCAGAGCUCGUAGCGUGUUACUAAUUUUAACGCUAAGCCUAACGAUCGUGCCCAUCGGAAAUCGUCCCAUUUCCCCCGUAAGAUUAAUCGAUUGCGUUUGAUAAGCCCGUCACUUUAAUACCACUGCCCGUUAAAAUGGCCAACGAUGGCAAAAACCUCUGCGUCGGUACGGACGGCAAGCCGGUUACUAUUUCUUUCGAUUUGUCUCUUAUCGUAUGACGACCUAGGAACGUUUAUUUAAAGCCUUAUUGCUUCGAAGAAUAAGACUCGUGCACGUAUUAUGUAUUCCAUGCGAUACUGCCCAAGGGACAGAACGAUUUUCAACGCAUUUAGAUGAGUAAGGAACGCCUUGGUUCCGAGGUUUUUAAAUUUCAUUGCCGUAUCCGGCAUUUUGUACACGAUACCUAUUGUAACAUCACUUAUUUUAUCAUUAAACUUUUAUUUCCAAAA
Orussus abietinus is the source of this 6106-nucleotide messenger RNA. It is a transcript of the gene l(2)gl, whose product is annotated as lethal(2) giant larvae protein homolog 1. The transcript has 17 exons. Gene Ontology annotation, cellular component: cytoplasm; plasma membrane; cortical actin cytoskeleton. The record is from RefSeq and is a predicted model, not a curated record. NCBI's taxonomy places the organism in Eukaryota, Metazoa, Arthropoda, Insecta, Hymenoptera, Orussidae. Bases 583 to 4149 code for a protein of 1188 amino acids. Gene Ontology annotation, biological process: regulation of establishment or maintenance of cell polarity; regulation of protein secretion; establishment of spindle orientation. Gene Ontology annotation, molecular function: myosin II binding; GTPase activator activity; syntaxin binding.